Lycium barbarum (goji berry) is the source of this 1697-nucleotide messenger RNA. RefSeq names its product 2-oxoglutarate-Fe(II) type oxidoreductase hxnY-like. The coding region runs from base 321 to 1283 and encodes 320 amino acids. The transcript is spliced from 11 exons. NCBI's taxonomy places the organism in Eukaryota, Viridiplantae, Streptophyta, Magnoliopsida, Solanales, Solanaceae. The record is from RefSeq and is a predicted model, not a curated record.
GCUAUUGUUUAUUGUUUCACUUAGUAUUGCUUCGAUGAUUUAGCGUCCAACUUGAAGUAUGCUCUAAUCGUUAUCUUUUUUUAGAUCGAACAUAGUUUAUUAUACUAUGUAUACAGAGUCACCAGUAGUGUUCACUAUAAAAUAAUUGUAGUGAGCUUAGUGUUUCAGAAAUAUAUUUGCUAUAUAGAACAUAGUUUAUUGUACUAUGUACACAGAGUGACCAGUUAGUGGUCAUUGGUCACUAUAAAUCAUUAAUCUUUGUGGGCAGUGUUUCACACUUUGUAUUUGUUUUAGUGAUUACAUAUUUUUCAAAAUAAAGAAUGGAGGGAGCUUUGCAACUUCCGAUAAUUGAUCUUAGCUCUACAGAUCAGACCUUACUCACUGAUUUACUCCGGAAGGCAUGUAUUGAGAAUCGAUUUUUUUACCUAAUAAAUCAUGGGGUAGAAGAAGAUUUAAUUCAACGAGUUUUUGAAGGUAGCAGAAAGUUUUUUGCUCUAUCACUUGCAGAGAAGAUGAAAAUGAUUCGCAAGAAUCAUAGAGGUUACACACCCUUUUAUGAUGAGAAGCUUAAUCUUGUUGACAAUCCCAAAGGGGAUCCAAAAGAAAGCAUCUAUUUUGGAGCACCUGAAGACAUAUCACCCUAUAGUAAUCUAAAUCAGUGGCCUCCCGAAGAAGUUCUGCCAUGUUGGAGGUCUACAAUGGAAGAAUAUUACAGAGUUAUUCUGAAUCUUGGUAAAAGAGUACUCUCUCUCAUUGCUCUAGCUUUGAAUGUGAAUGAAGAUUUCUUUGAAAAAGUUGGUGCAUUCAAUCCACCAGGUGCUCUUCUUCGCCCUAUACAUUAUCCAGUUGCAGGUGAGAUAGACUAUUCUGAUGAUCAACAUAUGCAUGGCUGUGGAGCUCAUACAGAUUAUGGAAUGAUUACUAUCUUAAUGACUGAUGGUCUCCCUGGACUUCAGGUUUGCAGGGAUAAAUUACAGCAACCACAGAUUUGGGAAGAUGUGCCUCAGCUGAAUCGGGGUUUCAUUGUUAACAUUGGAGAUAUGAUUGAAAGGUGGACAAAUUGCUUGUUUAGGUCAAUAUAUCACAGAGUGACAAAGCCAGAACAAGAACGUUAUUCGGUGGCUAUGUUUUUUGAUCCAAGUCCAGAUUGUGUUGUGGAAUGCUUGAAGAGUUGCUGUAGUGAAUCUUCUCCUCCUACGUUUCCUCCAGUUCGCGUGGCAGACUACUUGAAAGAGACUUACAACCUCACAUAUGGCUACCAGUGUAAGUUUGUGCUGCUCUAGCUAAUGAGAUACAUGUUCAUUUUUUCCGUUUUAACCAUUUGGCAUCAGAAGUCCACUGAUCCGACUAAUUUGGAUUUGCAUGAGGCAGGCCGUAGGCCCACUAUAUAAAGUGUUUUGUAUCCCAAGAUUUUCACUCCAAGAACUCGAACCCGAACCCCUCAAUAGUGAUAAAUAUUCAAAUUACCUUAUUAGUCAUUUCCUUUGGAGCUUCGUUACGUAGCAAUAUGUACAUUCAGUGAAAAGUUUUCAAGCUUUCGAAAUGAGUGCAAGAAAAAGGCUUCUACAAACUUCAACAAAUACAGUAAGAAUAGUUCUUGAUUGAAAACAGAAGUUUGAUAUGGAUAUAUCAGAUGUGAUCGAGCUGAUCAUUUUGUCAUUCAACUAAUUAAUCUAUAAUUCUUCUUUUAGUAUAGA